UGACAGACUGCAGUGUUGCAAUUGUUAUUAAAUAUGCAUUUUAAGUGGAUUUAGUCGACAUUUACAAUACCUUACUGUAAAUCUAUUAAUGUGCAAUGGCCGAAUCCGACAACAGCAACUGCCUUAAAGGCUAUUCCUAUGCUGAACCAGAAAUCCAACAAUUUGUGAAAGACUUUAGUAAGCUUAUCCUGGAAGACGCUCUAAUACCACAAACAGACCCAAACACUAAAGUUCUCAAUUUUAAGCAACCUUUAGACUUGCAGAAAUUUUUAGACCUCGAAAUUUUAGAAGAACCUAUACCACGUGAGAAGUUGUUGGAGCUAGGAAAGAAAGUAAUAGAUGGAAGUAUUGUACCAGGCCAUCCACAUUUCUUCAACACUAUGUACACCGCCAUUGAUCCAUAUAGUCUGUUUGGAGCUUGGUUAACCGAGGCCCUUAACUGUAAUGUACACACAUAUGAAGUGUCUCCAGUUAUGGUGACGUUAGAAAAUUAUAUUUUCAAGAAGAUAUCAUCAGUGAUUGGGUAUCCAGAUGGUGAAGGCAUUUUCUGUCCAGGUAGUUCCUUCUCGAAUCUUACAGCUAUACAUUUAGCUAGAUUCAGAUAUAAUUCCACUUUAAAGCAAAAAGGCAUGUUUAACUGUGAACCAAUGACCAUUAUGAAGUCCGAAGACGCACACUAUUCUAUUGAGAAAGGGGCAAGCUUUCUUGGAUUUGGCACGGAUAAUGUUGUUACAAUUAAAACCGAUGAUAGAGGAAAAAUUAUUCCGGCUGAUUUAGAAAACAAGAUACGUCAGUGUAAACAAAAUAAAUGUGCUCCCAUCAUGUUUAUGGCAACGUGCGGGACAACAGUGUUGGGAUCUUAUGAUGAUCUUGAAGCAGUGGCCGAUAUUUGUCAACGGCAUAACGUGUGGAUGCACGCCGACGGAGCAUGGGGAGGUGGAGUAAUGCUGUCCGAUAAGUUGAAGCAUCUAACGAAAGGAAUUGAAAGGUCUGAUUCAGUAGCAUGGAAUAUCCACAAAAUGGGUGGGGCAGGUAUCCAGUGUUCUGUUUUCGUAGUUAAAGAAAAGGGAUUUUUGGAAAAGUGUAAUGCAUACAGAGCAGAAUAUCUGUUUCAACCAGAUAAAAUUUACGACACUUCAUAUGAUAUAGGGGACCGAACAAUUCAAUGUGGUCGUAAAAAUGAUGUCCUUAAACUGUGGUUGAUGUGGAAAGGUCGUGGUGACAAAGCCAUGGCUGCUAGGAUAGAGAAAGCAUUUGAAAAUGCCACGUAUCUAACAGAAAAACUCAAAUCAACAGAAGGAUUUCGUUUAGUUUUACCAGAGUUUCAGUGUACCAACAUUUCAUUUUGGUAUAUUCCACCGCGUCUCCGUGGUCAACAUGAAACAGCAGAAUGGUGGAAAAAAGUUGGGAAGGUAGCUCCAGAUAUAAAGAGUCGGAUGAUGAUCAAAGGUUCUAUAAUGAUCAGCUAUCAACCUCUAUCUACAAAGGGAUGGGUUAACUUCUUCAGAGUCAUUGUUGGAAAUCCUGUAUGUGAAAGAUCUGAUAUGGAUUUUAUCGUUGACGAGAUCAUAAGACUUGCUGAAAAUGUGUAAAUUAUGUGGGUAACACAAAAUCGAGUAGCUUUAUUCUUACUGGGUGUUUCUUUUUCAAAAUGCUUUUGAUGUAUGCUUGAU
This is a messenger RNA of Mytilus trossulus (common blue mussel), 1673 nucleotides long. RefSeq names its product cysteine sulfinic acid decarboxylase-like. Gene Ontology annotation, molecular function: pyridoxal phosphate binding; carboxy-lyase activity. The transcript has 14 exons. Bases 96 to 1592 code for a protein of 498 amino acids. The record is from RefSeq and is a predicted model, not a curated record. NCBI's taxonomy places the organism in Eukaryota, Metazoa, Mollusca, Bivalvia, Mytilida, Mytilidae. Gene Ontology annotation, cellular component: cytoplasm. Gene Ontology annotation, biological process: carboxylic acid metabolic process.